This is a messenger RNA of Stegodyphus dumicola, 6021 nucleotides long. RefSeq names its product sodium/potassium-transporting ATPase subunit alpha-B-like. Gene Ontology annotation, biological process: potassium ion import across plasma membrane; intracellular potassium ion homeostasis; proton transmembrane transport. Lineage: Eukaryota; Metazoa; Arthropoda; Arachnida; Araneae; Eresidae. Gene Ontology annotation, molecular function: P-type sodium:potassium-exchanging transporter activity; ATP binding; ATP hydrolysis activity. The record is from RefSeq and is a predicted model, not a curated record. Gene Ontology annotation, cellular component: plasma membrane.
GAACCCACUCACCCAAUAUGGCGGCCACUGACAACAAGCCCCACGAGCAGGUUGACUGAAUGUGAGAUCUGGCCUCUAGAAAAAAGGUUAUCACCUAAAUGAAGAUUUUCUCCUGAAGAUUCAUAUGCAACAUCUGGGCCAAGCCCGCGCACUCCUUCGAGCCGAAAUACAUAUCAAUUUAUUUGGCAAAAAUUUUUACGUAUAUUGUGUUGUUACUAGAAACAAAAUUCAUACUCAGCCUAAAGAUUCAGAUAGCUACCGAGCGGCAGUAUCUGCCAACAGUAAUUGGAGUGAAGAGAAACCCUCAAAAACAUUAACCAUGUUGAACAAGGACAAAGCGAAGAAGAAGAAACCUGAUCUCAAUGACCUCAAGCAGGAGGUCGACAUGGACGAACACAAAAUCACUUUACAGGAAUUGUAUACGCGUUUAGGAACAGAUCCCGAGAAGGGAUUAACUCAAGCUCAAGCUAGGAAUAUUUACGAGAGAGACGGGCCCAAUUCUUUGUCUCCCCCAAAGAAGACUCCCGAAUGGGUCAAAUUCUGUAAGAACCUGUUCGGUGGUUUCGCCCUGUUACUCUGGAUAGGCGCCAUCCUCUGCUUCAUUGCAUAUUCCAUCCAAGCUGGCACUUUCGAAGAGCCUCCAGAUGACAAUCUGUAUUUGGGUAUCGUAUUGUCGGUUGUAGUUAUUGUUACGGGUUGUUUCUCCUAUUAUCAAGAAGCAAGAAGCUCCAAAAUUAUGGAAUCCUUCAAAAAUAUGGUUCCUCAGUACGCCACCAUUGUACGAGAAGGACAGAAGUAUACGAUUCCAGCUGAAGGCGUCGUAGUCGGGGACAUCGUGGAAGUGAAGGGUGGGGACCGGAUACCCGCAGAUAUCCGUAUCAUAUCCGCAUCCUCCUGCAAAGUGGACAACUCCUCUCUGACUGGCGAAUCCGAACCCCAAAGUCGAUCCCCCGAAAUGACUAAUGAAAACCCCCUAGAGACCAGGAACCUCGCUUACUUCUCAACGAAUUGUGUUGAAGGCACCUGUCGUGGCGUUGUGAUCAAUACUGGAGACCGAACGGUGAUGGGUCGCAUUGCUAACCUGGCCUCUGGUCUGGAGAUGGGUGACACGCCCAUCGCCAGGGAGAUUGCCCAUUUCAUCCACCUGAUCACGGGAGUGGCCGUUUUCCUGGGACUGGCCUUCUUCGUCACAGCCUUCAUUUUAGGCUACCAUUGGCUGGACGCAGUCAUCUUCCUCAUCGGUAUCAUCGUCGCCAAUGUGCCCGAAGGUCUACUAGCUACCGUCACUGUAUGUUUGACACUCACUGCCAAACGGAUGGCUCUGAAGAAUUGCCUUGUAAAGAACCUGGAGGCUGUUGAAACCUUGGGUUCAACGUCAACUAUUUGCUCGGAUAAAACGGGAACCUUAACUCAAAACAGAAUGACAGUGGCUCAUAUGUGGUUUGAUAAUCAAAUCAUUGAAGCUGACACUACUGAGGAUCAAUCAGGUAUGCAAUAUGACAAAACUUCUAUUGGAUGGAAAGCCUUAUCAAGAGUGUGUUGUCUGUGCAGCCGAGCAGAUUUUAAAGCUGGGCAAGAGAAUAUACCAAUUCUUAAAAGGGAAUGUGCAGGGGAUGCCUCUGAAUCUGCAAUCCUCAAAUGUAUGGAGCUAGCUGUUGGAAAUGUGGCCGCCUACCGAAGUAAAUGUCCCAAAGUAUGCGAAAUUCCUUUCAAUUCUACAAACAAAUAUCACGUUACAAUACACGAAGUAGAAGAGAACAAUGAACGCUUUUACCUCCUAUGCAUGAAAGGCGCCCCAGAAAGAAUUCUGGAUCGCUGUGCUACAAUUUAUAUCAAUGGAGAAGAGAAAGUCAUGGAUGACGAAAUGAAAGAGGCCUUCAAUAAUGCAUAUCUUGAGCUUGGUGGUCUCGGAGAACGAGUCAUUGGUUUCUGUGAUUACGUUCUGCCGGCAGAUAAAUUUCCUCCCGGGUAUCCUUUCGAUGCCGACGAACAAAAUUUCCCUUUGUCUGGACUUAGGUUCUUGGGGCUUGUAUCCAUGAUUGAUCCACCUCGAGCUGCUGUGCCGGACGCAGUGGCCAAAUGUAGGAGUGCCGGGAUUAAAGUAAUUAUGGUGACUGGCGAUCAUCCUAUCACUGCCAAAGCCAUCGCUAAGGCCGUAGGUAUUAUUUCUGAAGGCAACGAAACUGUAGAUGAUAUUGCUCAAAGACUUAAUAUUCCUGUGGAAGAAGUCAAUCCAAGAGACGCCAAAGCUGCCGUAGUACAUGGUUCAGAAUUGAGAGAUAUGGCCACGGAUUAUUUGGAUAACAUCCUUAAGUAUCACACAGAAAUAGUAUUCGCUCGUACAUCACCACAGCAAAAGCUUAUCAUCGUGGAAGGAUGCCAAAGACAAGGAGCUAUUGUAGCCGUCACUGGGGACGGUGUCAACGACUCUCCUGCCCUCAAAAAAGCUGAUAUCGGUGUGGCCAUGGGUAUCGCAGGAAGUGAUGUCAGUAAACAGGCUGCCGACAUGAUAUUAUUGGACGAUAAUUUUGCUUCCAUCGUGACUGGCGUAGAAGAAGGUCGUUUAAUCUUUGAUAACUUGAAAAAAUCUAUUGCCUAUACUCUAACAAGCAACAUUCCAGAAAUUACUCCUUUCUUGCUGUUUAUAUUGGCCGACGUACCUUUGCCUUUGGGGACAGUCACUAUCCUCUGCAUUGAUUUAGGAACUGACUUGGUGCCGGCGAUUUCUUUGGCGUACGAGAAACCCGAAUCCGAUAUUAUGAAACGAAGACCACGUGACCCGCUUGUUGAUAAGCUUGUGAAUGAGAGGUUAAUAUCAAUAGCGUACGGUCAAAUAGGAAUGAUACAAGGGGCAGCUGGUUUCUUUGCCUACUUUGUAAUUAUGAGCGAGAAUGGAUUCCUGCCAGGACGACUCUUGGGUUUGAGAAAAGAAUGGGACUCGAAAGCCAUCAACGACCUUACUGAUUCCUACAAUCAAGAAUGGACGUACCACGAUAGAAAAAUCUUGGAGUACACUUGCCACACAGCCUUCUUUGCUUCUAUUGUCAUAGUACAAUGGGCAGAUCUUAUUAUAUGCAAGACUCGUAGAAAUUCGAUUCUACAUCAAGGAAUGAAGAAUCAUGUACUGAAUUUUGGUCUGGUGUUUGAAACGGCCUUAGCUGCCUUCCUAUCUUACUGCCCAGGCAUGGACAAAGGUCUUCGAAUGUAUCCUUUGAAGAUCAACUGGUGGUUUCCAGCCUUACCAUUUUCCCUCCUGAUUUUUGUGUACGACGAAACACGUCGCUUAAUUUUGAGGCGCAAUCCAGGCGGAUGGGUGGAGAGAGAAACUUACUAUUAAAUUAUUACCACAGGCCCCCGUCGCCCGGAACACCCAUCCAACAUCCGGUGGAACGGCGGCCGGCCUUCUUCAUUUAUGCGUGUGAUCAGCCAUUGCGUUGUAUGUGAUGUUCCCUUCCUGACAUUGGGUCUUCAUCACAUCAUAGUUCGUUCGUAGUUUGGUGCUUCAACGCCUGCCGAUGGCUGCCACAUAUGGGAAUAGGUGUUCUUCGGCGAAACAGAGGCGCUUAUAUACAUAUAUAUAUAUAUAAAAAUAUAUGAGACAGAGAGUGAGGGAGGAUUAUAUAUAUAUAAAUAAUAUAUAUUUAGGUUUGUUUUCAUUCUCUGCAAAACAUCAUAUAAAAUGUUUGUCUAACGAUUAAAAUUUAUCUAUUUUGGAAAGUAUAAAAAAGAUAACAAAUACUGCCGACGUUGAAGAAGAGUUUUGAUAUGAACACAAAACCUUUGCUUUCCUCGGGGUCAGCAAUGGUGGACUAAUUGAUCAUAUCAGAAGAAAAUGUGUGAAGACAGAAAGGUCAACGUUACUCCACUUUUCAGAAAUCGCGGACUGUGAUGGUGUGUAGGGCAUGAUAUGUAAUUUAAUUGUACUGUAUAUGAUCGUUUUCCCGAACCCACCCCAUUUACGAAAUCGUCCCUUUCAUUUUAAUUUCAAGGUUCCUUCAUUUCUGGUGUGGCCGUUUUCUAUAGAUUCAUGUGUUGAUAUAUGAAGUUCAUAUUUUACAUGAGGAAGACUUAAAAUGAAACCAGGAAAGGAAGACACAAGGAACUAAAAUCACACAUAUUUACCAUUGCCAUCAACAGCAGUAGUAAAUGGGAAAAAUUCCAUCUUCGCAAUUUUCAUUUCAUUCAAACGAUGUUUUGUUAGAAAUUAAGUGGGUGAUUACACGAAACUACAGAACGUAUUCUAUGAUUUUUUUUAAACUGGUAUAAAAUCAUUUUCAUUUAUUUUGGUUGUUGAAAACUGAAAUCGAAUCAUCGUUAUUUGCUUAAGUAGCCUGCUCUAGAAAUAAAGAGUAGCUAGUCUAUCAAUUCGCCACACUUUGUUUAUCAUAAUAAUGAUAAUUAUAGCCUUGAAACGUAAGAUCAAUCAAUUCCAGACUGCACACAACAUAAUAUGGAAAUUUGUGGAAAAAAAAUUAGCUCACUUGUAAAAGAAUAGCAAAUUUGUUUCUUACGUUUUAUUGGGAAACCAGGAUUAGAAGUUGACAAUGCAAAAUCUUCAGGCAAAGGUAGCUUCCUAGAAUGACUAUAGGCUAGGAGGAUGAAUUUUACAAUUUUUACUUUUAGCGGCAAUCUUCACUUGAUUUAGUCAAGAACGCUUAUUCAUAUUAUUCUCACUCCACGUAGUCAAAAGAGAAAGCCACCAAUGGGAGAAUGGCAAGAAAAGAACUGUAUUGUAGCUUUUUCCAUUAUUUGUCAGGAAAAAAAUAAUACAAUUGUAGUUUCUUAGAAAGCCAAGGGAAAUAAAUUACAGAUGUGAUAUAUGUGUUUUUGCGUAUAUAUUUCAUGCUGUGAGAUGAGGUUUAAAUUGCCAAUAAAAUGAUACAAGGACCAUUACUUUGUCGAUUGAAAUUCGCUUUGACAAGGAAUCUGAAAUUUUUCCUAUUUAUUCUUUGCUUAUAUGUUAAGCACUUUGAAAUAGUACUUGUAGUGGUCAUAAGUAGUAGGCACGCUGCUUGAGUCAAAAGAGGUGUAGCUUGUGACGUCAUUCCUCUUUCUCAAGUAGCAUGCUUACCACUGUUGUCAUAAUACAAAUAUAUAACAGAAUAAAAUGCUUAAAAGUGUUUAAAUUGAUCGCAAUAUUAUAGAAAAAUAACAAACUUUUUUUAUAUUUUAAUGUAAAGUAUGGAAUGAGGUCUGAAGGAAGCACAGAAAAAUCAAUUUCCAUUAUGUGCUUCAGUUUUUAUGCAACAAUUAUUAAUUUUAUUAUAGUUUUUAUUUAUUUAAACUUCCAUUAGCGCAGCUGUGACGGAAAUCAUCUAUUCACAUUAUUUUAUCAACACUUAUUCAUUAUCAGAAUUUUCACACUUUUUAGCAAUUUUUUUAUAUUUUCAGUUUCGAAAUAAGAUAUUCUUUUCAUAUGAAUUAAAGGAAACUGUUCGAUAUAUUUGAUUCGAACAUGUUUUUCUGAUAAUAUUAGUUGUAAAAAGAGCCAAAAACUAUUGGUAGGUGGAGUUUUGUAUAGUAUAGAUUCACUUUAAACUUUCAAACCUUAUCCUCUAUGUUAAUAAUAAAGGCAAUAAAUUUUCUUCACAUGAUUUUCAUUUGGUACUUUCUGACUUCAGACGUUCAAACUCUUUAUUUUUGCUACUUCACACGAGCAAAGUCGUUCAUUACUUCAAAAUAAAAGUCUAAUUGUCUCUUAAUAUAUUUUAUUUUGCAUGAUAUGUAACGUGUGAAAAAGUAAAACAUGAGAUAAAAAGAUAACCGUUUUGUUAACAUGAAAAGAUAACUAUUUUGUUGACAUAGAUAGAUAACUGUUUUGUUAACAUGGAAAAGAAACUUCAAUCUGACUACUCAGUAUUUAGCAGUUAUAUUCAAAUUUGGCAAAGCAUAUGGAUCUAUAUACUUUUAAUAAUUCUCUUAUAUUUUCAGAUAAUGCCAGUUAUAUGAAUUAGAUAUUAUAGACAGUUAUCCACUGUAUUUUAGUUUCUCCACUUUAAAAUAAAGCUCUAAAAAAUUGUU